Erythranthe guttata (spotted monkey flower) is the source of this 649-nucleotide messenger RNA. The record is from RefSeq and is a predicted model, not a curated record. Lineage: Eukaryota; Viridiplantae; Streptophyta; Magnoliopsida; Lamiales; Phrymaceae.
AUUGAAGAAGAGGAAAAGGUUUACCUGAGCUCUGACAGUCUGUGCAUGGACGAAGCAGGUUCCGAGAUUAAUGCAGAAAUUUAUUCCACCGAAUUUCUCAAUACAAUAUCGUGCUCCGGUCUGCCGCCGCAUGAGCUAAAAUUAAAGAAAGGAGUUCCCGUCAUGCUCAUUAAGAAUAUCGAUCAAGCAAGAGGUUUAUGCAAUGGAACUCGUCUCCAAGUUGAAAGACAGGGCAUGCAUGUAAUUAGUUGCAAAGUAUUAUCCGGUAAGAAUGUUGGCGACAUGGUAUUUAUUCCUCGGAUGACUUUGAUACAUUCGAAUUCCACAUUGCCAGUUAAAUUUCAAAGACGUCAGUAUCCGGUGAUUAUAUCAUUUGCCAUGACAAUCAACAAAAGUCAAGGGCACACUCUCUCGCACGUUGGAUUGUACCUUCCAAGGCCUGUUUUCAGUCACGGUCAAUUGUACGUAGCGUUGUCUCGAGUGAAGAGUAGAUAUGGGAUAAAGAUUUUAAUAAAGAGCGAAUCCGGUGAGUUGUCCAGUGUUACUAGCAACGUCGUGUACAAAGAAGUAUUCGAAAGAAUAUAAAGGUACACAUUGACAAACAUAUAUAUUAGUUUUAUUUAUGUUUAACAUUGUUUUUUUUCAAUAU